AUGACUAAUAAAUUAAAACUUAUACAGGUAAAUGCUGAAGGCCUUGAUGUGUUUGGUCAGGCACCUAUCAAGAAGCAACAUGAAUGCAUCUGCCCCAAUUGCUCACGAAACCUAGCUGCUUCAAGGUUUGCACCACACUUGGAAAAAUGUAUGGGUAUGGGACGUAACUCGUCGCGCAUUGCAAGCCGUCGUAUCCAGAACUCCACCAAAGAGAACUCAAAUAGCCAUCACGGCGGAAGUGAUGAUGACGACGAUGAUGACUGGAUGAUCGAUCGGAAGCGUAAAAGACGGGACAAGAACUCUCCCAGAAGAUCUAAAAAUGCAAAGGUUAAAGGUGACAGCGUUUCCUCCAGCAGCAACGUGGAGACAACACUGGCUACAGGGACGACAGAGGAGAAGCGUGCAAUGCUCAAGCAGAUCUGCGGGGUAGUCUCGGAGCACACACGCAAGAUGUGCACGCGCUCCAUACGUUGCCCCCAGCACACUAGCGAACAAAGAAGAGCUGUUAGGGAUCAGGUCUUCAACGGCUCGGGAUCAGAGACCACCACCACUACACGGGCGGCAGACUCCACCAGCAGGAGCCUCGGGGAUACAGCGGAGGACAUCCAUGUGGACAUAGACGGAUUGGACGAUGGGCAGCUAGCCUCCUCGUGGGACAAUGACCACUCCAAUACCACCUCCCCCGCCGACUCCACCUCCACCAACAACUCCACCUCGUCACUGGCAAAGCGCAACGGGAGCAAGUCGAAAAAGAAGUCCUCCAAAUCCUCCAAGAGCUCGAGUAGUAGCCACGGGUCGCUGCUUGACUGAGUUUUUUUAUGUUUUUUUUUUUUUCGUACGAGUGUCUUGGGGGGGGGGGGUAGUGAUAUUUUUUUGUCUUGUUUUAGUUUCCUGAAUUUGUCAUGAAAUUGCUUCUGAAUGAUUUAGGGUAUAUGCUUCCUUGCCAUUUCAGGGUAAAUAUGAGUAUGAUCAAAGGACAUGCAAUUAUUAUUAGUAAUAUUGAUAUUAUUACUGUUAUUACUAUUAUUAUUAUUAUAAUGGUUUAUUAGUAUUUUUUUAUCAUUAUUGUAUUUAUUUUUAUUAUGUUAAUGAUGAUCAUGAUGAUUGUGAUGAUCAUGAUGAUUAUUAUUAGCAAGAGUAUUACUAUUAUCAUCAUUGCUAUUAUUAUUAUUGUUAUUAUUAUUAUUAUUAUUAUUAUUAUUAUUAUUAUUAUUAUUAUUAUUAUUAUUAUUAUUAUAUUUUUUGUAUUGAGAAAUUAUUUUUUCUUUCUUUUUUACAUCAUUUUCACCAACACUGUUUACUAAUAUACACAGGUGAGAAGGGUUAGCUGAUAUUUAAAGAGAGCUUAUGUUUUACAGGCUAUGGCAUGCAUUAAUAAAAGAGGAAUUGGGAACUGGGAUCGAUUAUUAAUUUUUUACUUCAUAUUUUUGUUUCAUAUCGUUAUCAGAGGGGAGAAUCCCUGAAUUUUUACAGAGCAUAAAGAGACAGUGAGAGAAACAAAUACAGCUGAUUGUACUGUACUGAAGGACCCAGGUUUAACAUAAUACUCUUCUCGUUCAAAUCAUAAUGAUGGUUAAGGAAGAAAGAAAGAAAAAAAAAAAUAGGAUAAUUACAGUAGACAGUUUUGUCAUUAUACUAUGGAUGUAGAACUUUUCAUACAUAUCCUGAGUACCUACCUAAGCCAUAGGAUCAGAAACUUCAUGAUUAUCUUUGAUUUUCACGAGAUAAUAGCUUGACUCUGAUCUGGCAGUUUCCAUUGUGGAAGUAAAUGCUUUGUUAUAAAUUCUAAUUUAUUUACUUUAUUUAAAAGAGAAAAAAAAAACAUGUUAUUGUAUUCUUGCUAUACUUUCUGGUGUUGUUAGUGUAAAGAAAGAAUUACAUGAAGUGAUCCAGUGGCAACAGAAUUAUGCCAUCCAUACCAGCAAUAUAUGUUUGUUUUUGCCUUUUUAAUUAUUUAUUUAUUUUUUGUAUUUCUUUAUUUAACAAUUUAUCUUAGGUCCUAAAAUGGGUAAUUUAAGUCCUGUUUAGUAACUCUGAGAAUAAUGAAGUGUACCUAACUGAUAGAUGAUAUAGUUAAUCCCAUUGUGACAAACUCGUAAAAUGGGUGUAUGUCGGCUUGUUUCCUUUUUUCGGGACUUCAGUAUUUCAGUAGAAUGUCAUAUAAGAAGCAAGAUCACCAGAGGAAGGAGUAUCCAGCAAUGCAGUAAGAGUCAGAUGCACAUAAAUCACAGGUCACACAAGUACUUAAAUGUGUUAUGAUGGGUUGAUUGUGUGUUACUUCAUUGGUUUUGAUGGAAGUGCUUUCGUUCUUGUGUUCAUAUAAUAACAUUUUAUGAUGGUUUUUUUUUCUUCUCUAUUUUUUUCUUUUUUUAAUAAUCUUUAUACAGAAUUGAAGUUUAAAGUGAACAUUCCACAGAGCAAUGGUAUGUGUGUGUGUUUAAUGAAUAAGAUGGCUUUUAUACCAGAAGAACAAAGAAGGGGUACAUGCACAAGCAGGAUGGGAAUCUGCACGCUAUUAGUGGCACUGAUGUCAUUCCAUAUGCUUCUGUGAGUCAUUUGAACGUGUAUCUUGGACCUUUUGAGGGAACCAUUUCUCUUUACCAAAUGCUAUUUUAUUAAUGGUUGAUAUGGUUCAACUAAAGGCUGACACAAUAUUUGUUUUUCUCCCUUCAAGGUCAUGGGUAAAACCUUUUGUUUUGUUGUGUGUGUACAAAAAACAACAAAAAAAAAUCUUUGAUUGCUGUGACAAUGUUUCUUUUCAGUGAAUAUUUCCUAUAUUUAUAAUAGAACUGGUUAAACAAAUAUGCAGGGAAGUAAUAUGUGUGAAGUGUUUUUUGAAAAAAUGCAUGCUGUUAUAUGACAGAAAUAUACUGUAACUAUGUUAAUAUAUUGUGUUUAGAUGCUACAUGUCUAACAGGGAAAGUAACAGAAUACUUGGAUUGGUGGACACAAUGUUUAUUAUACAUUGACUAUUAUACAUCUUUCCUUUAUUUGCUCUUUAUAAUAAAUAUCACUUGUUUGACCCAUAAUUUCAUUGAUCAUUUAUAAAAUUGAAAAGAUAGUCAGUCAGUACAAUGAUUGUAAUUAUUGUGGAAAGUUAUUGUUUCACAUUCAGGAAGUUUGUGCUGCUGUUCAUACUACAUAGACGAAUAGACUUUACAGUCUGUAGGACAUAUUGUUCUCAUUAUAACUUAAUUGUGAAGUUUGAAAGCAGUAAAAUGCUACAUAAAGUUAAGUAAAUCAUUA
This is a messenger RNA of Penaeus indicus, 3246 nucleotides long. RefSeq names its product ataxin-7-like protein 3 (gene Sgf11). The transcript is spliced from 4 exons. NCBI's taxonomy places the organism in Eukaryota, Metazoa, Arthropoda, Malacostraca, Decapoda, Penaeidae. Gene Ontology annotation, cellular component: DUBm complex; SAGA complex. Gene Ontology annotation, molecular function: transcription coactivator activity. Gene Ontology annotation, biological process: positive regulation of DNA-templated transcription; regulation of transcription by RNA polymerase II. The record is from RefSeq and is a predicted model, not a curated record. The coding region runs from base 1 to 810 and encodes 269 amino acids.